AUGUCCAACAUCCAAGCGAACCAAAUCACCUGUGGUUGGGGUGCCAGGGAGCAACAACCCGGAGUUGACUCAACGCACCCUUUAGCCACGGCAGACCUCAUCCGCGCCUCCGCCCAGAUAGUGCUCAAGUUCAACAGCAUCACGCUCCUCGACCCAUUGAAAGCUGAAUAUGUCGCUUUCCGCGACUUUGGCAGAUCGCGUCCAACUCGGCGUUCUCUGUCAAUUAUCAUCUCCCGUGCCACGCAGCAAGUAUCAGAAGUCAUUGUUAAUCUAAAUGCGCGCAAGAUCGAUUCUUGGAAGGACCUUAAGAACGUCAUGCCUAUACUAACCCUAGAAGAUCUGGAUGUCAUUGAACGAAUCGCCAGAGUUCAUCCUAAAGUCAUAGAGGCUUGCAGAGGGCUUGGAAUUACAGAUAUGUCAAAAGUCUUCUUUGAUGGAUGGGCAAUUGGAGUCGAUGAGCGCUGGGGGUUCGAGAGAAGGUUGCAGCAGGCACUUCCGUAUUAUCGCGCAUCACCGUCGGACAAUCAAUACGCCCACCCACUGGAUUUUAUCGUUAUUGCGGAUACGGAGCGCGAAGAGGUACUUUCGGUGGAUAUCCGGACCGUCAAUGGCGAGCGCACGCCUAUUCCCGUGAAAGGGCAUAACUAUCUCCCUGAGUUAGUGGACAGGAACAUCUAUCAACACGACCUCCUCAAGCCGAUCCAUAUCACUCAGCCUCAUGGGGUUUCUUUUACCAUGCGCGGAAGGGAAAUCCAAUGGGCCAACUUGAAAAUGCAUAUAGGCUUCAACUACCGGGAGGGCCUGGUCCUGUCCGAUAUUCGUAUGCGGGAUCCACACGAUGUUCAUGGAAACGGCGACAACUACCGCAGCAUAUUCAACAGGCUGAGUGUCGUCGAAAUGUUCGUCCCAUACGGGUCUCCCAAAACACCGCAUCAUAAGAAACAUGCAUUCGACAUUGGAGAAUACGGCGCAGGCUUCAUGACCAAUUCCCUCAAACUCGGCUGUGACUGCAAAGGCGCAAUUCACUACUUAGACGCUGUUCUAAAUUCGGGCAGCGGUGCUCCGCUUCUCAUCAAAAACGCAGUGUGUAUCCACGAGGAGGAUAACGGGAUUCUGUACAAACACACCGAUUUCCGUGAUGGGCGAGUCAUUUCAGCGCGCGAUAGAAAGUUGGUCAUUUCGCAGAUCCUGACAGCGGCAAAUUACGAGUAUGCCUUCUAUCACACAUUUACUCUAGACGGCACGUACAAGCUCGAAGUCAAGUUGACGGGCAUGUUGAAUACCUACUGCCUCCACUCCAGCGAAGAAUCGGCUCCCUAUGGCACGGAAGUGGCGAAUCGGCUUGACGCACAAAAUCAUCAACAUAUUUUCUCCCUGCGUGUCGAUACGGAGAUUGAUGGUCAAAAUAACAGUGUCAUCCAAAAUGAUGCAGUCGCUGCUGGUAUCUCAACUGAUCAAAACCCAUAUGGCAACGGAUUCGUCGCCAAGAAGACCUUAUUCAAAACAGCCAUCGAUGGCGCGGCCAGCUAUUGCCACGAAACUUCUCGGACUUGGGACAUCGUGAAUCCCAGCAAGGUCAGGCCAAUCUCCAAGAAACCUGUGGGGUAUAAAAUCGUCAACACGCAGUGCCCAGCGCUCUUAGCGAGGCCGGAUAGUAUCUUCGCGAAGAGAGGCGCAUUCGCCCAAAAGGCCCUCUGGGUGCUUCCCUAUCGAGACUAUGAACUCUUCCCCGCUGGGGAUUACGUGUGCCAGUCUAGUGGAGAGCAUCACCCCGACAACCUCACGAUCACCGACUGGGUUGCGCGCAACGAGUCUAUUGACAAUGCCGAUAUCGUCUGCUAUGUCCAGUUUGGGCUUACACAUUUCCCCCGCACAGAGGAUUUUCCCAUUAUGCCGGCUGAGCCUGUCAGUGUGAUGAUACGGGCAUCGAAUUUCUUUGAAAAGAAUCCUGCGCUCUGGGUGCCGCCUUCUGAGCUGGCGGGGGAUACAUCUUCAACAGAGGCUUUCGGUGGCAGAACGGGGCGCACUGGUCAGACUACGAGCUCUUCGUCGUCAAAGCUGUAA
This is a messenger RNA of Penicillium riverlandense, 2064 nucleotides long. RefSeq lists its product as uncharacterized. The transcript is spliced from 2 exons. The coding region runs from base 1 to 2064 and encodes 687 amino acids. NCBI's taxonomy places the organism in Eukaryota, Fungi, Ascomycota, Eurotiomycetes, Eurotiales, Aspergillaceae. Gene Ontology annotation, molecular function: quinone binding; copper ion binding; primary methylamine oxidase activity. Gene Ontology annotation, biological process: amine metabolic process. The record is from RefSeq and is a predicted model, not a curated record.